CACCCAACAUCUUUCAUCAUCAACUUAAAGCACAUUCAAAAAGAGUUUCCACAUUUCUUGCAAUAGCUACGCAUACACUCCUCUGGUCUUCACUAGAUUUGUGUUUCAACAACAUUAAUUGGAGAACAUUAUAAGAGGUAUCAUAUCAUGGGUUUGAAGAACCGUGGCGUUGGUCAUAGAGCAUGGAACCUGCUGCGAGUGACAUUGCUGUGGGCACGUAAAGGUGGGGUGUUGAGACGGAGGGUAGCGAUGGAGCUGCGUCUGGUUCCAAAGUACUUGAAGCGUCUCGGACACAGUAAUACGCCGCCCAGCCAUAUUCAUUACUUUGAGCGCGAGCUGUCCUUCGACAAGACCCCCAUUUUCCAUGUCAAGAUGUACCGUCCAACCUCUAUGCGCUUCCACUUGCCUCACAUUCCUUGUAUUAACCCACAAGUUGAUUUUGAGUAUGAUUUCGACGACGACGAUGAUGAUGUUGAAUAUGAUACCGGGAGAAAGAGUGCUCUCACGGCUGCAGGAGAGUGUGACCAAGAAUUUUAUGAUGAUUAUGAAAGACGCCUGGAGAUGACGUCUUGUAGUGAACAGGAGGAACAAGAAGCAGAUGCCCAAGGGAUAGAUAAGCGAGCCGAGGAGUUCAUACAAAAAUUCUAUCAGCAAAUGAAGCUGCAGCGCCAGAUUUCUCUUCUACAAUACAAUGCAACACCCAAUAGAGACACGACUUCUUGAGCAGUUUUUCAAAAAUACAGGCGGCUUACUUCAUUUUUCCUUCUUUUUCUGUUGAGUUUUGGUGCCACUGUUAAUGUUAAAACAUUUUAGUAAACGAAAUGAGAGAGACUACUGCGGGAUGCUGUAAAUACCAGGAGCUAGACUUCAGUUCUAGUAUUUACAUUUUUUUCAUGAUUAUAUGCAAUAAAUGCUACAGAGCUGCCAUUCAUCGUUGAAUUUAAAA
Messenger RNA from Vigna unguiculata (cowpea), 946 nucleotides. RefSeq lists its product as uncharacterized. Lineage: Eukaryota; Viridiplantae; Streptophyta; Magnoliopsida; Fabales; Fabaceae. The record is from RefSeq and is a predicted model, not a curated record.